Eruca vesicaria subsp. sativa (arugula) is the source of this 1617-nucleotide messenger RNA. The record is from the annotation of a GenBank genome assembly. NCBI's taxonomy places the organism in Eukaryota, Viridiplantae, Streptophyta, Magnoliopsida, Brassicales, Brassicaceae.
ACACUACCUCUCUCGUCUCUUCAAACACUUCAAAAAACCAAACCACAGAUUCCAAUAACAAAGAAAUUUCUUUCUUCUUUCUCCUUCUUCUUUGUUUUAUAUAGUUUUCAUAAAAUGGUGAGCCAAAACGUCGUCGUAUCAGACGUCACAACCGGAAUCAUAACGGUCUCCACCGUCUCUAACUCCUCUGUCUUUACUCCUUCCGCUCAAAAGCCACCGACUGCUCCCGGUCACAUCUCAGUCUCCAAGAAGAAACUACUCAAAAGCCUCGAGAUCAAUGGCGACCAAAGUCAAAGACUCACCUCUUGGGUUGACUCCAUGAGAGCUUCUUCUCCUACUCAUCUCAAAUCACUUCCUUCUCUUUCCUCAGAAGCAGAGCUCAAUUCUUGGCUUAAACGACAUCCAUCAGCACUUGACAUGUUUGAACGAAUCAUUGAAGCUGCAAGAGGAAAAGAAAUCGUUAUGUUUCUUGACUAUGACGGUACUCUUUCUCCAAUCGUCUCUGAUCCAGACAGAGCUUUCAUUUCCAGCAAGAUGAGAAGAACAGUGAAAAAGCUGGCAAAGUGUUUUCCAACUUCCAUAGUUACUGGUAGAUGCAUAGACAAGGUUUAUAGCUUUGUGAAGCUAGCAGAAUUAUAUUAUGCUGGAAGCCAUGGAAUGGAUAUUAAGGGACCAACAAAAGGUUUCUCUAGAUACAAUAAGGAUAAACCAUCUGUUCUUUAUCAACCAGCCGGCGAUUUUCUUCCCAUGAUUGAUGAGGUUUUUAAACAAUUAGUGGAGAAAACCAAAUCAACACCAGGAGCUAAAGUGGAGAACAACAAGUUCUGCCUUUCUGUGCACUUCCGCUGUGUCGAUGAGAAGAAAUGGAGCGAGCUGGCUUUAAAAGUUCGGUCGGUGGUAAAUAACUAUCCGACACUGAAACUGUCCCAAGGUCGGAAGGUUUUUGAAAUCCGACCUAUGAUUAAGUGGGACAAAGGCAAGGCCCUUGAGUUUUUGUUAGAGUCACUUGGAUUUGAUAACUCUAGCGAUGUAUUUCCUAUUUACAUUGGUGAUGAUCGAACCGAUGAAGAUGCUUUCAAGUUGCUUCAAGAAAGAGGGCAAGGCUUAGGUCUUCUUGUCUCCAAGUUUCCCAAAGACACCAAUGCUUCGUAUUCUUUGCAAGACCCACUUGAGGUGAUGGAUUUCUUGCGACGGUUGGUGGAGUGGAAACAAAUUCAGCAAUGAACAUGAAGGGACCAAUAGAGUUUUUUUAGUAUAAAUAAUCAUUGCCCAUAAGUGCAUAUAAAUACUUAUAUAUGAUAUGUAUAUCUCUAUCUUAGAACGGAACAUUGUACAAGAUAUAUAAGGGCAAAUUCUUAAUGUGCCUCUAUAUAUAGGUUGAUCUUGUUCACCAUGAUCUUGCUUGAAAUGCAUUUUUACCUUUUACAUAUUGUAUCCUUAUGUAAAAUUCUAAAGAAAAUGUGUAUUGUUUUGUGAUGUAAUCAUAUUUUCUCUCCUAUACGGCGCUAUUUUGUCGAGAAAUCUUGCAAAAUGUAAAAUUUCUCCUUGCAAAGCUCUUGUAAAAUGUACAUAGUUUCUUUGUUCGCAUUCAGAAAAAAAGGAAUAAAUAUUAAAAUC